Molecule: messenger RNA, 873 nt
Organism: Pyrus x bretschneideri (Chinese white pear)
Lineage: Eukaryota; Viridiplantae; Streptophyta; Magnoliopsida; Rosales; Rosaceae
Exons: 1
Coding region: 1-873 (290 amino acids)
Source: RefSeq, a predicted model, not a curated record
AUGGCUUCUACGGCCCAAAGUAAUGAACCCCGCCCAGCAGAUCAACCUCCGACUCAAUUCUCAGAGACAGACCAAUCUCGCCCCUCCGCGGCCGACCGCCCCCAGCCUGGGGCUACCUACCCUCCGUCCAAUAUGAGCUACCCUCAGCCUCAAAAUGGGUAUCCCCCACCCCCACCCUACCAGGGCUAUCCUCCAAACGCCGGUUACAACCCUUAUUACGCAGACCAGAGCGCGUAUUACACCACCACGUACUCUCAACAUGACGCAGCCGCGACCAGCUUCGCGCGCUGCUUCUGCAUCAUAAUGUUCGUCAUACUCAUUGCGACCCUCCUCACGAGCAUCAUUGUGUUUGCGGUCGUCCGUCCCGAAAAUGUCAAGUUCAAAGUCGAGUCCUUCGGCGUUUCCAACUUCAACAUGGUCCCCACAACCAAAGUGGUAUCAGGCAAAUGGGAGGCCACGAUGUCCGUGGAAAACCCUAGCUUCGGCCUGAGGAUGUUCGUGGACAAAUGGGAAACUGCCUUGUACCACAAGGAUGACUAUUUGUCUUCGAGAGGGUCGUACCUGCAAGAGAUGCAUUUGGGCUCCAAGUCCAAGGGCACCAUGCACUUGAAGAUGGAGGCCUACAACUCGACGGUGGGGAGCGGGGUGGUGGAGGACAUGGAGAAAGAACAGAAGGAAGGAGGGGGUGUGAGCUUCAACUUGAGGAUGUCGGUCACGUACAUGAUGAAACAUACGUGGUGGUAUCGUAGCUAUAGGGCUGGCACCCUCAGAGUGAAAUGUACGGAUUUGAAGGUAAAUCUUCCGGUGGGUGCAAGUAGUGGAAGCAUGUCCGGUGGGAGCUCAAGGAAAUGCGACAUUACCAACGGUUGGUAA